CUUUAUUGGCUAUGUGUAAGUAUAUACACUCAGCGAAAAAAAAAACCACGCAGUCAAAAAUUUUCUAAUACUCCAUUUUUAAACUGUUACUAUUCGCUCAAAAUACGCUAUUUGUCUGAUUUGAUUUUUUUAUUAUGUGACUACAUUGGUUUACCGGUAUUCCUGAACCCAUUAGUUUCCCAACGUGUUUAUUUCAGUACUUGCGGUAAUUUCUUUUGAGUCAAUUGUAAAAAUAAGCAAAGUUGGACAUGGUGUAGUCAAUAGAGAAGAAAGCAUAGCUUUAUAUAAAAAUAAAUUAUCCAAACGUUAAAUAACUCGUGAAAUGGACAUAAGUGAUUGGAGUGUGCGCAAUAUUAUUAAAAAUUAUACGAAAUUUAACUCUUUAAAUCGAAAGAAGGGCAGUGGGGGUCCGAAAAAAGUAAAACCUUGUCAUGAACGACAAAUUAAAUGGAUGUGCAUUACUGAUCGCUUUCAACAUGCUGGAACAAUCAAUUCAAUAUUUUACGAAACUACUGGGAUAAAAAUAACAACACGUUCUAUGCAAAAUGUCUUGAAUAAUCUUGGAUUACGAGCGCGACGUCCAGCCAAAAAGCAACUUCUUAUUAUUCUUAAAGGAUCUGUUAAUGCCGAAAUAUACAUUGAAAUUUUAAAAAGAAGGCUCGAACACACCCAAAAAGUUUAUUUUCGGGAUGAUUCAGCCCCUUGCCAUAGAUCCAAAACGAUAAGCCAAUCAGCCGGAAACGUGGAGGAAGUGCGAGCCCAUUUCGAUGCGGGAAUGUUCAGAACGCUUUAACUCAUGUUCUUCACAAUAUUUUUAGCUUAAAAUGUAAACUUAUGCUGUCUUAAUAUAUUUUAAUAAAUGAUAAUAAACUUGAA
Bactrocera oleae (olive fruit fly) is the source of this 876-nucleotide messenger RNA. NCBI's taxonomy places the organism in Eukaryota, Metazoa, Arthropoda, Insecta, Diptera, Tephritidae. The record is from RefSeq and is a predicted model, not a curated record.